UAACAAAAAGCAUUAAGCUAAGUUCAAGUCUUUGUAUUACACCUAUUAAAAUACCAUCCCCCACUCAACUAUACAAUUUCUAUUAAGAGAGUAAUUUGUUAAACAAAAAAAUGUUAGGAAAACAAGUUUUUGCAAUUUUUUUGGUCAUUAUUAUGGUGUUAUUUUGCAUCCAAAUAACUAUUGCAACACAUAGUUACGUUGUUGGAGAUAGUGCUGGUUGGACAUUCGGUGUUAGUAGCUGGGCUAAUGUGAGGAAAUUCGAUGCUGGCGAUUUGCUCUUAUUCAGAUAUCCUAAAGGCGUUCACAAUGUGGUGAUAGUGAACAAAGCGAACUACGAUAAUUGUAAUGCUAUAGGAAAAACACUUAGUUCGGGCAAUGAUAGUGUAGCCCUUGGCAAGGGCCCAAACUACUUCAUUUGUGGUAUUGGUGGUCAUUGUAAUGAUGGCCUAAAGAUGGAAGCUAUUGCUCAUUAAAUAAAUAAUAAAGUAUUUGUCGCUUUCUUCCCA
Messenger RNA from Lycium barbarum (goji berry), 506 nucleotides. RefSeq names its product basic blue protein-like. NCBI's taxonomy places the organism in Eukaryota, Viridiplantae, Streptophyta, Magnoliopsida, Solanales, Solanaceae. Bases 111 to 473 code for a protein of 120 amino acids. Gene Ontology annotation, molecular function: electron transfer activity. The record is from RefSeq and is a predicted model, not a curated record. Gene Ontology annotation, cellular component: plasma membrane. The transcript has 2 exons.